Messenger RNA from Trematosphaeria pertusa, 1725 nucleotides. RefSeq lists its product as uncharacterized. The transcript is spliced from 3 exons. The coding region runs from base 105 to 1643 and encodes 512 amino acids. The record is from RefSeq and is a predicted model, not a curated record. NCBI's taxonomy places the organism in Eukaryota, Fungi, Ascomycota, Dothideomycetes, Pleosporales, Trematosphaeriaceae.
AUUUGCGAUAUAAAGCUUCGUAUCUCUUCUCUUCCCGGCACGCAACUCCUCUCCAGCAUCCGACCACUCUCUACCCACUCCACCCUCACUAUCCUUCAACCAAAAUGUCUACCUCCGGAGAAAAGCGCGCUGCGUCACCCACCCCGGUUGGAGACGCCCACGAUCCCAAGAAGCAGAAAGCUGAGGUCGGUUGCGCCGUCGUCGAUACAGCUCGCGUGAUACCAGUCGCAGCCCCCGCCGAGAUGCCCUCUUCUCCCAGCGCUGUGUCUGCCGCACCUCUUACUCCAGCAACUGCAACUGCACAUGUCGAGACCCCACCCACUCCGGCUUCUUCAUCGCCUCUCUCCGAAUCCGCGCAAAAGCAAACAGCGGCAGCAGCCACCCCAGCUGCUGGCAAGAAGAAGGCGAGCAAGAACCCCGACGUCAAGUCACUGUUCACACCGUGGGAGCCCAACAUCACCAUCCCUCCCUUCAACGAUGCUUGGGGCCGGAAGCCUUGCCCUGGCCAGGAAGGACCCAAGUCUCACCCUGACGAGCCCGCCGCACGAACUAGCAAUGCGCAGACCAAGACGCCAUUAUGGGAGGACCGCAAGUGGCGCUUCAAGAAGGGCAACCGUUACGUUAAGUCGUUCCGCAAGGGGGAGCAUAUCCCCGACGAUGCUCCAGAUCUUGACCAGGAGGACAACCUGGUACUGCAUUUGAUCGACAUGCGCGCCAAGAAUCGGCGGGAUCCCACCCCUCGACGCACCCCCGUGGUAUACUACUACGAGAACGGCUUGCCGAAAGAUUGGAACAACAAGCAGACCGUCAAGGCUCUGAACGAUCGGCGCCAGCAGGCCAUUGACCGCAUCACCAUGGAUCCUCCUUGGGCCAACUACGAGCGCCAGUACCUCGCUUCCCUUCUCCAGGAGUUCCCUGAUGCAUCGAUUCUUGAACUUACCGAACGCUUCAAUUAUCGAUUCAUGGGCAAUGAUUUUGCUAAGUCUACCGCGUUCGAAUGGGACUACAUUUCAGCAGGUCGUACCAUCGAGAGCGUCCGCCACGAAUACCUGAUGUACAAGCACAUGUACGACCAGGGAGAUGCACCCAACAAGAAGGAGCUUGAGGACAAGUCGAAGGAGGGAUUGGCUGCGCGCAAAGCUCGAAGCGGCAUUCCGGUCAAAGACCGACUGGCCAAGUUCGGAAAAAAGGAUAAGAACUUGGACAAGGAUGAUGAGGAUAGCGACGCUGAGGGCGACGAAGAAGCUUCCGAUGCUGCCGAUACCCCCAAGAAAACCCCGCGCAAGAAGGCCAUUCCCAAGAAGAAGGCCCAGCAGAAGGAGAUGGACAUCAAGAAUGGAGUUCCUGCUCCUACUGAGCAACCAGAGAUGGGUGCAGAGGAUGAGGAGCUCCUGCACCUUGCCGGCUUCUAUUCAGCGCGCAAGCAUUCCGAGACCUCUGGGCCCAAGCGCUCGCCGACACCCCGCAGCCCGGCUAUUGCUCAGGAGAUUGAUUUGUCCACGAUCGAAAAGACCAAGGUCGAAUUUCAGCAGGAUGCUCAUGUUGAAGAGGGCCACGCGGUUGCCGAGAACUCUGAGCCACAGCCUGACAUCGGGAUGGCUGCACCGGCUAAUGUUGGCGAUGACUCUGACGACGAGUUGUAGAAAGUCGAAUUCCUCCCACUCCCAGUGUUCGAAAUAAGUAAGUGUAUGUUCUGGAUUUCUGAGCAUGUUGUUUCAGAUAGCA